Molecule: messenger RNA, 5350 nt
Organism: Nothobranchius furzeri (turquoise killifish)
Lineage: Eukaryota; Metazoa; Chordata; Actinopteri; Cyprinodontiformes; Nothobranchiidae
Gene: prkacaa
Product: protein kinase, cAMP-dependent, catalytic, alpha, genome duplicate a
Biological process (GO): protein phosphorylation
Cellular component (GO): nucleus
Molecular function (GO): protein kinase A regulatory subunit binding; ATP binding; protein serine/threonine kinase activity
Source: RefSeq, a predicted model, not a curated record
UGCAGCUGCUAAUACAGUAGCAGGUACAGCUGCUAAUACAGUAGCAGGUGCAGCUGCAUAUUUUUGCAAUAAAAAUGUUCUGUUGUAAUGGAAUUCAUGCAUUCAUUUUUGUUUGCUUUGAACCCAGAGCAGACGUCACACGCCAGACAACAUCAACACUGCAUACUUUAGUAUUUGUUCAUUUAUCGUGAGUAAUAUCGAUAUCGUAAUAUUAAGCACUGUUAUCGAAUAUCGCAGGUUUUCCUAAUAUCAAACGGACGUGUGUUAAUAGGGAAAUGGCUGGCGAGCCAUGUUUGCGCAUGCGCUGUGAGCGGUUCUGGUUCUGGUGCUGGUAGAUUCUCGCACGAGGGGAAAAUCGGCUCAGGUUGUGUACUUAUUUUUUGCACAGGCAUUUGUUUACUGUGAAGUAAAGUUGAAGUGCUGAAGUUUUGAAAACUAAUUUUGAAUAAAACUUGAAGAAUAACUGGCAACUGCGUGCUCAUUUUAAGAGGUCUUUCAUAUUUUAUAACCUGCUAUUAGAUAUAAUGGUUUACAAACACAAAAGGGUCAUUUAUUAGUGUACUCGAUUAAUCGAUAAAAGAUUCGAUAGAGUACUCGAUUACAAAAAUAUUCGAUAGCUGCAGCCCUAAUCAGGACACCUUUGUCUCCUCAUAAGUUUGCCCUCUGUCUAAAUGGAGGUUGUCUCCACUCAGAAAGAGGAAGGACAUUUGUGAAAGUGCUAAGUGCAUGGAUGUGUUGCUCUGAUGUCUAGUCAAAGCUAAAAUUAGCAGCUUUUCUGGAGCGUAUGCAUGCUGCUUGUAGACGCGCUUACUGCUUGUGCCUGGCAGUGGUGAGUGGACCGCUAGCAGUGCGUCAAGGAGGAUUGGGCUGCAUGUGGUAGAAGUGGUUUGAUUUGGUUUUUAUUCUCACAAGGCACACCUUUUGGGCAAAGUGCCAUUUAUGCACACUUGUAUCACUGAGUAAAUACAACAGAUGUCGUAAAAUAGAUAUCGACACCGGAUGCUAAGAUGAAUGUAUCGCACCACUUUUGGAUUUCCAUUAAAAGCUAUAAAAUGUUUUUUAUUGCAAUAAGUUUAUUUCAUACCAUAGAUCUUUAAGUGAAUUUUGCAGAAAAGGACAGCAAACCUUUAGAUUUACAAAUAGUUUUUUUUAUUUCCAGGGCUACUGUGAGGCCGGGGUUACAGCGAAGCAGAUGAAUUCAGACGUGCUAUUGAUGAUUGUUAAAUAUCAGAGAAAACACCAUAAAGCUAUAUUUCCCUGAGUGAUUUUCAGCUCUUAGAACUGGUCAGUAAUUUAUGAGUCCAUUGGGUUUCAGGACGCUAGAUUAUAAAACAACUUUCCAUUGGUUAGUUUCCUAGUCCUCUGGUAGUAUUCAGCUUAUGUCAGGAAUUGAUUUUUCACCGUUUCAGACUCCCAAUCACACUUUCAGCUUAUAUACGCCUCUGUUUGCUCCCUCUCAUUCUCCUCCAGAGUGCGGCACAAACAUAAAACCAUCUGAAGGAGUUUUGGUGUCAACUCAGACCUGAUUGUGCCACUCUUCGUAAUUUAAUGUUGGUCAGCUCGCCCCAAUAUAACCCCCCUAUUUCUGCGUCAGAGUGGGCCAGCGAGGCCCAGGAGAGGGAUGGAUUGAUUUUUGGAGGAUCAAUUCAGCACUGGCACUAGAUGGACUCUGGUUCAUUUGAGCUGGGUGAGAAAGUUCCAGCAUGGCGGAUGUUCCUGUUCAGCUCGUCUCCUGAGAGCGCCACUUUUGUGUUUUUGAAAACACCCUGAUCGUUUCUAAAGGUUUGCCGUCAAAGAUGGAACAUCUGAUUGGUUCUGCUAAUUAGGGAAGGUUUUAGUUUAAUAUAGAGCUGUCUGGUUCACCUCAGGGGUUUUAGGCCUAGAUUAACUCUGCUUAAUUAUACCAGCCAGUGUUUUAUGCCCCUCCUCCUGGUGAAUAUGCCCCUGAUUUGAUCAAUAUAUAGCCUGUGUGUGUAUGCGUGUGUGCGCGUGCCAUCAGAGCGAACAGCAGUGAGCACUUCGUGUACAGAAUAAAUAUUGAUACAAACCAAGCAAGGGUCCAAUUGAUCCACACGAGCGUUACGAGGAGCAGUGCAGCAUUCCAGCCUAUGUUUGAAUGCACCGGGGAUGUGGAUGCUACAGUUUGGGUUCUGGUCUCUUUUUAAGUGACACACCGUAACUGGAGAAUUGGAUCACCUUCUGCUAUCAAGGACACUUGACAGUUUUUGUGGGUUUUUUUGUUUUGUUUUGUUUUGUUUUUACAUUUGUUUAUCUGUCUGGGUCACUCUUAGGGACGAUAGGUCACGAGUCAGACUGUGGAAAGUGGGGGGGGGCCCUAGGCUGAGGAAGACGUACAGGGAGACUUGCAAGGCUCAUGUGUGACAGGAAGAGCUCCAGAAGGCAUCAUGCAAGCAAGAGGGAGUCCUCUUCGCGCUCAAGUGAAUUAGGGGCAUGCUCAGCUGAGGCUGCAGCACCAGAGGUACCCAUAGUCCUCCCAGAUGUGAAGGAGUUUCUGGCCAAAGCCAAAGAAGAUUUCCUGAAGAAAUGGGAGAAUCCAGCCCAGCAAACCGCCGCGUUGGAUCAUUUCGAGCGUUUGAAGACUUUAGGCACUGGUUCGUUUGGUCGAGUCAUGUUGGUUAAACACAAAGAGACGGGACAACAUUUUGCUAUGAAAAUACUUGAUAAACAGAAGGUCGUGAAGCUGAAGCAGAUAGAGCACACACUGAAUGAGAAACGCAUCCUGCAAGCGGUCAGCUUCCCCUUCCUGGUGCGGCUGGAGCACUCUUUUAAGGACAACAGUAAUCUGUAUAUGGUGAUGGAGUAUGUUCCUGGGGGAGAAAUGUUCUCGCAUUUAAGGAGGAUCGGUAGAUUCAGUGAACCACACGCCCGCUUUUACGCAGCCCAGAUUGUACUAACCUUUGAAUACCUUCACUCUCUGGAUCUCAUCUAUCGAGACCUGAAGCCAGAAAACCUGCUGAUUGACCAGCAAGGUUACAUCCAGGUAACAGAUUUUGGAUUUGCUAAAAGGGUGAAAGGUCGGACCUGGACACUGUGCGGGACUCCAGAGUACCUGGCACCAGAGAUCAUCCUCAGUAAAGGUUACAAUAAAGCAGUGGACUGGUGGGCUCUGGGAGUUCUGAUAUAUGAGAUGGCUGCGGGCUAUCCGCCCUUCUUUGCAGAUCAGCCCAUUCAGAUUUAUGAAAAGAUUGUAUCUGGGAAGGUUCGCUUCCCUUCUCACUUCAGCUCAGACCUGAAGGACCUGCUGAGAAACCUGCUGCAGGUGGACCUGACCAAGCGCUUUGGCAACCUCAGAAAUGGAGUCAACGAUAUCAAAGGUCACAAGUGGUUUGCCACUACGGAUUGGAUUGCCAUCUACCAGAAGAAGGUGGAAGCUCCCUUUAUCCCCAAGUGCAAAGGCCCCGGUGACACAAGUAACUUUGAUGACUACGAGGAAGAGGAGAUCAGAGUUUCUUUCACAGAGAAGUGUGCAAAGGAGUUUGCAGAGUUUUAGGCUUCCAACCACGAGUAGCAGAGAGAGGGGCAGAGAUGUGGAAAGCAAAAGGGGAUGUAAGGACAGGAAACACAAAGUGGACUGUUAACUUGCUCAUAUGUGAUGAGGAAAAAAAACAAUGUAAAAUCCUCCCAAUUGGAAAGGUAGGCAGGGCGAGGACAGAUCUUCAGAACCAGCAGUGUUGCCAUUUCUGAUUGUUUCUCUACCGUUUGCUAUCCAUUUCUUUAUCCUUUAAUGUGUUUGUGAAAGGCUCUUGACAAGAACAAGCAUAGAUUGUUGCUGUUUGGCUAGAAUUGUAUUUUUCUGAUGACAUAAUGACACAUUCGCAGUCUUUGAAGGUGGAGGCACGGAUUUUCUGUGAAGGUACCAAAUCUGUUAGGCUCUUUUCUUUUUUUUUAAUGGCCCCACUCUACGAGCUUUUCCAGUGAUUGUAGAGUGAUUGUUGUGUCCUAUCAGCCUGGUGCCCUUGCAUUGCUCCAUCUGGAAUCUGUUCAAGCAAUACCAAGUCCAACAGAUGUGCCUGUCAUAAUGCCAACUGGUUGGAAAACAGUCGAACACGUCGAUGCAGAGUCGUGACUCGUGGUCAUUUGGUUGGAGGCUUGAAACUGUCCACACCUGCCUUGGUCUUCUCAGUGUGGCAUGGUUGUUAGGUGGAUGAUGCACUCCGCUGCUUGCGUUUGAAGCAGCAGCGACCUCUUUGAUCACAGUGAAAAUUGUCUAGGUCUUAAACCUUCUGGGACCUGAGAGAAGUAAACAUGAGGUCUGCACCUGAGUCUGUCCUUCUCUUAUUUAAAUUUAUUAGAGCAUUUAAAAAAUAUUAUUGAUCAUUUUGUCUUUUUUUGUGUCGAUCACUGUGCUUGUGUGUUAUUUAGUGCUCAAGGGUGGGUGAAUAGGCUGCAGUGUAGCAGCUGCUGACAUUAUGGACACUCCUGGCCAUUGUUUAUUUUAUUAGUCAUUAUAUAUAUAUAUAUAAUUAUAUAUAUAUAUACAUAUAAUUAUAUAUAUAUAUAUAUAUAUAUAUAAUUAUAUAUAUAUAUAUAUAAUUAUAUAUAUAUAUAUAUAUAUAUAUAUAUAUAUAUAUAUAUAUAUGUCCCUCAUUUGAACUCUGUCUCAAAGCUGUAAAACUGAAAGGAUUUUAUAAAUAAAUAUAUGAAUACAUAUACAUUCUGCCAAAUUGGCAGACUUGCAGCUGUCUACAUGUAAUGAUGAUGGUUGUGGUGGAGGAUUAAAACACAAAACAGUAGCGAAACCUAUCAACACCAUUUGCAUGUUAUUUUUGUGCAGUAUGACUUCCAACGUUGGCUCAGAGUAUCCAAGCUAAGGUACCGGAUAUUGUGGCUAAACUGUUGGAUAUUAAAAUAGAUGCAGAGCGCUCUGUUGAAGACGGAACAAAGUCCAGUUAGAUGUGUCACUCCUUCAGGGCAUCUUUUGCUUUAGGGCAGAUGAUGUUUGCAAGAUAAUUGCCACUGAAAAUGAUGGUCUGUCUUGGACAUAUUUGCCCCCCCUUCUUUCUGACUGGUAACCCUGUCCCCUGGCUUGUGGGGGUAGGGGGGCUGGGCUGUUGGGAUCUCCAGCUUUCUACGAUACAAUUUCCACGUGGGAAGCUCUUCUGAAGCCGUCCCUUUUUGCCAAGUUUAUUUCUGUGGAUGCAAGACAAUCGCAGACCAAGUCCUAUUGCUGGUUUGUUGACAGAACACAUCGUUUUGAUUUGAACGCUGUAAACUUUCACCCACCCACAUUUCACAAUAGGCCCUCGGUGCUAGAUUUUGUCCGUCUCCCUGAAAAGCUUCUGUGAGCAGUUCGACGUGCAUCGAUCCAUCCGUCAGUCUCGUAACAUGA